CUGCCUCGCCCCCUCCCCUGGCCUGCGCCACAGCCCCUUCUCUCCCCGCCUCCCGGGUGUGUCAGAUUUUUCAGUUAAUAAUAUCCCCCGAGCUUCAAAGCGCAGUCAGUGACAGUCAUCUGUCUGUGCGGGGGACUUCUGGGACCGUGUCGGAGCUGAGCGGGCGCAAGGCGCGCGCAGUGCAGCGCACGGACCGUGGACUCCGAGACCCCGAGCGGCCCGAGAGCAGGUCUGGGGAGCGACGGAGUCCGCGGGUGCAGUGGGUGCCGCCGUCCGCCGCCCGGCUCCGCCCCGCACGACAUGCCGGGCAUGAUCCGCAAGAACCCGGACCUCGAGUUCGACUCGCUGCAGCCCUGCUUCCUCCCGGACGAGGAUGACUUCUACUUCGGCGGCCCCGACUCCACGCCGCCGGGAGAGGACAUCUGGAAGAAGUUCCAGCUGCUGCCCACGCCGCCACUGUCGCCUAGCCGUGCGUUCCCGGAGCCCUCGGACUGGGCCACCGAGAUGCUGCUGUGCGAGCCCGGCCUGUGGGGCGACCCGGCCGAGGAGGAGGCGUUCGGUUUGGGGGAGCUGAGCCGCCUCACCCCGAACCCCGUCAUCCUGCAGGAUUGCAUGUGGAGCGGCUUCUCCGCGCGCGAGAAGCUGGAGCGUGCGGUGAGCGAGAAGCUGCAGCUCGGCCGCGCGCCCCUGGCCCCUGCGCCCUCCGCCCCGGGACCCCCACGAGAGCACCCCGGGGGCGCCGCCGACUGCGUGGACCCCGCCGCGGUCUUCCCGUUCCGGGAGACCCCCCGCGAGCCUGCUCCUGCCUCCCCGGCCGGGGUCCCCACGCCAGGCGCAGCCCCGGUAGUCGCCGGGGUCCCCUCAGUAGCCGCAGCUCCGGGGGCCGCUUCCCCACUCUCUGAAGACCGCACGGACUCCACGGCGACGCCAAGCACCUCCGGCGAGGACACACUGAGCGACUCGGAUGAGGAGGACGAGGAGGAGGAGGAGGAGGAGGAGGAGAUUGAUGUGGUGACCGUGGAGAAGCGGCGGUGCUCCUCGGGUGGCAAGGCGGUCACCACCUUCACCAUCACCGUGCGCCCCAAGGGUGCGGGCCGCCCGGGCCCCUGUGAGCUGCCUCUCAAGCGCUGCGCCCCCGUCCACCAGCAGCACAACUACGCGGCGCCCUCCCCCUUUGAGGAGAUGGAGGAGCCCCUGCAGAAGAGGCCCAAGGGCGAGGCGGUGCUCCGGCCCCUCAAGGGAGUGGCCCCCGCCGCCAAGCCCAAGAGCGCGAGCCCGCGGCACUCGGACUCGGAGGACAGCGAGCGCCGGCGCAACCACAACAUCUUGGAGCGGCAGCGCCGCAACGACCUGCGCUCCAGCUUCCUGACGCUCAGGGACCACGUGCCCGAGCUGGUGCGCAAUGAGAAGGCCGCCAAGGUGGUCAUCCUGAAGAAGGCCACGGAGUAUGUGCGCGCCCUCCAGGCCGCCGAGCAGCAGCUGCUGCUGGAGAAGGAGGCCUUGCAGGCCCGGCGGCGGCAGCUGCUCAAGAGUGUGGAGCUCUCCAGGACUUGCUAGGCGUCCCUCGACGAGCGGCCGCAGAUGGACGCUCACUGCCACGUUUUGCACAUUUGGAUUUUUAUUUUUAAACGUUGUGUUGACAUUAAGAAUGUUGGUUUACUUUCUCCAAUCGGCCUCCUUUCGUGUUUGGAUCUGGGUGGGGGCAGGACCUGUGGGGUUCUGUGGGAUGUCUAGGAGCUCUCCCAGGAUGCUGGGUGGCUCCGGGCCUCCUCUGCUGCCCACCCCAUGGCAGCUGCGACGUCUUGACUGUUGGGAGCCACAGCCUGGGACACCGUGGUUCCUCUCCUUUUUACAAUGGUGCUUAAACUCCAGCCGUGUGCGCCCCGGGGACGUCCGUGUAAAUACUGUGGACACCGCCUUGUCCUGGUGAGGAGGUGGCCGUGGCCCGGCUCUGGCAAGUGCUGUAAGGAUACCUCAAUGUUUGAGGGGCAUGGUUUGUAUACGAAUCUAUUGUUAAUCCCGGUUCUGUGCUGUACUAAUUCCUACACUGCCUGUAUACUUUAGGAUGACGCUGAUAUAUAACUACAUUUGAUACUUAUAUUUUCGUAUGAAAAUGAGUUGUGAAAGUUUUGAGUAGAUAUUACUUUAUCACUUUUUGAACUAAGAAAAUUUUGUAAAGAAAUUUACUAUAUAUAUGCCUUUUUCCUAGCCUGUUUUUGUUUUUUCCCUCUCUUAAUGUAUUUGUUCAUGUUUGGUGCAUAGAACUGGGAAAUGCAAAGUUCUGUGUUGAAUUUCUUCAAAAUGUAUAUAUUUAGUGCUGCAUUUAUAGCACUUUGAAAUACCUCAUGUUUAUGAAAAUAAAUAGCAAUUAAA
This is a messenger RNA of Chinchilla lanigera (long-tailed chinchilla), 2373 nucleotides long. It is a transcript of the gene Mycn, whose product is annotated as v-myc avian myelocytomatosis viral oncogene neuroblastoma derived homolog. Gene Ontology annotation, molecular function: protein dimerization activity; RNA polymerase II cis-regulatory region sequence-specific DNA binding; DNA-binding transcription factor activity, RNA polymerase II-specific. The transcript has 3 exons. The record is from RefSeq and is a predicted model, not a curated record. Gene Ontology annotation, biological process: regulation of transcription by RNA polymerase II. The coding region runs from base 301 to 1557 and encodes 418 amino acids. NCBI's taxonomy places the organism in Eukaryota, Metazoa, Chordata, Mammalia, Rodentia, Chinchillidae.